CUCGUCAUUCCAGCUGCUGUUCUCUUGACUUGUGGCCUAUUUCUAUGACAGGACAGGAAUGAGGAAUUUCUGUGACACGAGCGAUCAACCUUGAUACAAACUUUCUCACACAGAACUCAUUUGAUAUGCUACACUCAUGCUUUGAUAGAUACUGAAUGGAAAUGACGUCUAGAACACUGUAUUCGUCUAGGCAGCGGAUGCUGAAGAAGCGGGAUGAUUUUGAAGACGUCCUGGAGGAGAGGCGGCGUUCCAGUGAUCUGAGAUACGCACUGAGAUGUUACACUCCCUUACUUUAUAAAGGUCUAGUGCCCUGCAAAGCCAGCAUGCUGAAGACCAUAGUCCUGCAGUCGGACCACCUGCAGUAUGUCAUUAAACAGGUUUCAUCAGAAUCAGGAGACAGUUGUGAGUCUGUGACGGAGGAAGCGUCUCUGAUUCUGGACGAGAUGGCUCAACGACUUCAGCUCAGCACUGUACGUUUCUUCGCCUUCAUGCUCAGCAAAGCCUUCAAGAGACUCUUCCGCAGCGUGUGUGUCAACGAGGAGGGCAUCCAGAGACUCCAGCAGGCUGUACAGGAGCACCCGGUGGUUCUUCUGCCCAGCCACCGUAGUUACAUGGACUUCCUGAUGAUGUCAUACUUACUCUACAUGUACGACCUCCCCCUGCCCGUGAUUGCAGCUGGAAUGGAUUUCAUAAGCAUGAAGUUUAUUGGUGAGAUGCUGCGUAUGUCGGGAGCAUUUUUCAUCCGCCGGUCGUUUGGAGGAGAUAAACUUUACUGGGCUGUGUUUUCUGAGUAUGUGAAGACCAUGCUGAGGAAUGGUUAUGCCCCAAUUGAAUUCUUCUUGGAAGGAACUAGAAGCAGGACGUGCAAAUCUCUUACACCAAAGACGGGGUUGUUGAAUAUUGUAAUGGAGCCUUUUUUUAAAGGAGAGCUAUUCGAUGUGAUUCUGGUUCCUGUCAGCAUCAGCUACGAGAGAAUCCUGGAAGAGUCCCUGUACGCCCGUGAGCUGCUCGGUGUCCCGAAGCCCAAAGAGUCCACCUCAGGUCUGUUGAAGGCCCGGCGGGUCCUGAGCGAGGACUAUGGCAGUAUGCAUGUUUACUUUGGUCAUCCUGUAUCUUUGCGCAGUCUGGCAGAGGGAAAGAUAAACCGCUGUCAGUACAACCUGCUGCCAAGGUUCAUUCCUCAGAAACCCAGCACAGAGAAUCACGAGUUUCUGAAGGAAACUGCGUUCCGCCUGGUCCGCAUACAGGAGGAGAACAUGGUUCUGAAGCCCUGGGUUCUCAUCGCCACGCUGCUGCUGCAGAACCCGGAUGGCCUGGACCUCUCCUCUCUCACGGAGCAGACCGACUGGCUUAGGCACUUGGCACUGGCGUUUGGAGCGUUCUUGGACUGGCCUGAUCACGCGUCCUGCAGUGAAGUCAUCAGCUGUAGUUUAGCUCUGCACACACACCUGUUGACUGUGUCCGCGGGACACGUCCAGCUGAGCGUCACGGAUGCGCCGGGGGUCGAGACCACACCAGAGGAAGCCGUGUUUCACCGAGCCGUCGUCGUGCUCUCCUGUGCCUCCUACAGGAACCAGAUCCUCCACGUGUUUCUGAGGCCGGCUCUGUUAGCACUGGCCAUGCAAAGCGCAAACUCCAAUAGAAAAGAUGACAUCUACAACUGUUUCAGCUUCCUGAGGAACAUGUUCUUCAACGAAUUUAUUCUUUGCCCUGGGGACUCGGUUCAGGAUUUUGAAGAAGCGUGUUAUUUGCUCACGAAGCGUGGAGUGUUGCAGGUAUUGGAGCAUGAGAUUGUGAUGUCAGCGAGCGGUCAAAGCACCCUCGCUUUCCUGUGUGCAGCUUUGGACCCCUUCCUGCAAGGAUACCAGGUGGUGUGUCGCUAUCUGUGUGAGGAGACUAAUGAGAACCUGACGGAGAAGGAGUUUGUUCCCGCUGCGAGGAACUUUGCACUGAAGCUCAUCUUGGCAGGCCGUCUGAAGUGUUACGAAGCUUUAUCCUCAGACCUGCAGAAGAACACUCUGGCAGCUCUCCUGAGGCUCAAAGCCGUGCGGAAGGUCAAAGUAGGAGCUCAGGAGACAUUGAAGGUGAACAAGAUUGCAGUGAACUCACUGGAGGAUACGCUGGGAGGUAAAAUUCCUACCCAGAAGCCCGUCCUCGCUCGACUGUAGUCGUACACGCACAAGUCUCUGGAGGGCCAAACCAAACUAAACUGCCUUCAUUAGCAUAAUGCCAAAUUUUGCAAGGGGGCACGGCUUCGCUGACUACAAAGGUUACCUGUCAUCGAGCUUUAAAGGGACGUCACAGGUUUGCCAUCUGGGACGCUAGAAGCACUCUUUUUAUCUCUCUCCCUCUUCCACAAACUCGACAGCAGGUUCGCGUCUGUGAUCGGCCGACAUCUUUUAUGUCUUUAUCAGACGAGGUUUUAAACUGCUCUGAUGUUGCCAUGAAGACAGCGACACUUCUGAUGUUUUUCAUUCCCGUUUGAACAUCAUGCUACCGCCAUUUGCGCUCGUUUUAAUCCAUGUCAGCACUAAAGAGCCUUCGCUUUGAUCCGAAACACUGUUACUGUUCAUUCCUGCUGGAUUUUUGUCGGUUUUCUCUUUUUCCGUGACUUGUUUGAUUUGAAUUAUUUUCUUUUGCUCUCUAGACAUGGACGCUUUUGUUUGUUCAAGGAUCAAAUUGUUUAGGGAUCAUGUUACAAAAAUAGGUCAAUCAAAUGUGUUAACAUAUUGGGAGCUAAAGAAAAAAGGUAAAUGUGAGCGUCUGCUCUCAUAAGGGAAGCUUUUAGUGUUCUAAUGAGCCAAGUAUGGAGACUUUUCAUUGCCAUCAGUGUUUACGUGCCUCUUGUAAACUAAACCGCUUUUCUGCUAAAACAAAACAUGUUUUUAGACAUAUCACUGCAUUGUUUGCAUAUUUCACACUGUCCUUCGGUAGUUCUUUUCAUUGUAAAAAAAAGGGUCAGAUGAUACAGAGGCAUGUCGCACUUGACAUCUUGUCGAACUGCAAGUAUGACAUCUAUUUUUCAGAAUGAAUGAAUUAAAGAAUUAAGUCGUACUGACCCAGAUCACAAAGAUAAGCUUUUAAAAUGGUGUGAAGUUGACGCAUGUCAGUUUUGGUUUUCUGCCUUUGAAUUUUCACACUGCGGCCUAAAACUGAAGUAUAUACAGAGUUUAGAUACAUUUAUGUGCUGCACUGCAGUCUUUCUUGAAAAAAAACUAAGAUAUGUGCCCAUUUUGGGGAUUUGAAUGGAAAUUCAGGUAAUUUUCUAUCCCAUAUUUUGGACUGAUCAUCACGACAUUAUCUGUCUGUGGUCGCCGCAUGGAGGAUGCAACUAUACAACUCAAGCCAUAUAAAGCCAUAGCGCUCAUCCGCCCUGGGUUUGGGUUGAUUCUUGCACAAUUCAUCAAAUUAAGUAAAAAAAAAAAAGCUGAAACUAUUUAUGUUUACAAGCAGCUUUUUACAUAAUUGGAUGAAUUCGUCUUUGUGGAUUGAAAGGGUAUUGAUUGACGGAAUCUGUAGAAAUCACUCCUUUGACUUUUGGACAUUUUAUAUCUAUAUUGAUUGUGUGUCUUUCUAAUAAUGUUAAUAUUGUGAUUGAACAGUGAUUGUGUCUGAUACAUUUUGAAGAAAUGGCACUAAAGACUAAAUAUGCAUUAAAGCUAGGUAAAACGUGAA
Molecule: messenger RNA, 3675 nt
Organism: Pimephales promelas (fathead minnow)
Lineage: Eukaryota; Metazoa; Chordata; Actinopteri; Cypriniformes; Leuciscidae
Gene: gnpat
Product: glyceronephosphate O-acyltransferase
Biological process (GO): ether lipid biosynthetic process; fatty acid metabolic process; phospholipid biosynthetic process
Cellular component (GO): peroxisomal membrane; mitochondrial membrane
Molecular function (GO): glycerone-phosphate O-acyltransferase activity; glycerol-3-phosphate O-acyltransferase activity
Source: RefSeq, a predicted model, not a curated record